This is a messenger RNA of Sphaeramia orbicularis (orbiculate cardinalfish), 5766 nucleotides long. RefSeq names its product kinesin family member 14 (gene kif14). Gene Ontology annotation, molecular function: microtubule motor activity; ATP binding; microtubule binding. The transcript is spliced from 30 exons. Gene Ontology annotation, biological process: microtubule-based movement. The record is from RefSeq and is a predicted model, not a curated record. Bases 114 to 5060 code for a protein of 1648 amino acids. NCBI's taxonomy places the organism in Eukaryota, Metazoa, Chordata, Actinopteri, Kurtiformes, Apogonidae.
GGCUGUAUUCGCCGGGACCCAACGCCUAUUUUUUAUGAAAACUUCCGUUUAGUUUUUUAACAAACUUAAACAGACUUUACAACAGUGACUCUUAGCAGUUAUGGCUAUCUUACAUGUUUUCGAUGUUGUCUAAAAUGUCGUUAUUUAGUGUCCAAGCGAGGAAACACACCGCUUACUAUGACCAUCUACUGUCAACAUCAACUUCUAAGACGCCUGUAAGAGAACGACUUAUGGACCAAAAAGCAUUAGACUCAGCCUCCAGCCGCAAAAGUGAUAGAACAUCUGGAGAGUCAAUGCAUGAAGACAGCAGAUCGUCGGAUAAAAGCAGACAAGUUAAUAGGACAUAUGUCAUUUCUGCGUUGUCAAAAAGUGGCAGUGGGCAACAGACUCCUUACCGGGGUCGACUCACCCUGCAGAGGAGGUCUAGGAGGAAGACCGGUGCUGAAAAGUUAGAAGACAAAACGACGCUGGUUGAUAGCAAUCAGAGCACCACGCCAGCUGCACCGAAGAGACUGACCCUGCAACGCAGAAGUAAGACUCCCUCCGUGGAUAAAAGCAUGCACAGGCAGCGUGGGGUCACAGGUAUUGAACCACACUCAACCCCUAAAGUCCUCAUUGAAUCUAACGGUAGGACACCCGUUUUAUUCCGCUCGAUAAGCCUGAAGGAAACUGCAUCUAAAAGCAAAUGUGCAGAGAGUGCUGCUCAAGAGCAAACCCAGGGGAAGUGGGUUCACAGCAAGGCUAAACAACUAGAGGAUCAGGCCCAAACUUUUAAAACACCGACCAGAAAGACCCCAUUUGAGAAAAUCGCCGCCAGAAGAGAUGUGUUCGAAAAGCUGGCAGCAAAAGAAGCUUCUAAACCAGUAGUGGCGAAAUCUGCAAGUCUGGAGAGGUCCAAAUCUCGAGUACAACAAUUAGAGAACUCCAAACCUGCCCCAGCUCCUCGGGUGAGCAGGGCCUUCACAGGUGUGGAUAAAGCCACCCCUGUCACUCGUGUAAGAACCAGGGGGCCAUCCACUUCAAUCCAAAAGGCAGACAAAGCUCCUGUUAAGACCUCCACCCCUGCUCCAGCUCCAGCCCUCUCUGAGCAGACCCUGUCCCGUCCCAGUGAGGUUGUAAAAGAGCAGAGUUCUCUGAAGAUGGAAAAUAGUGCAGUGACUGUUGCAGUCCGUGUGCGUCCUUUCAGUGCCAGGGAAAAAGCAGAGAAGGCAUCUCAGGUCAUUUUCAUGAAUGGCCAAGAGACUGUCGUCCAGCAUCCAGACUCAAAACAGAGCUACUCCUUCACCUAUGACUUCUCCUUCUUCUCAGUGGAUGACAGUGACUCGUUUUUUGCCAGCCAGCAGACAGUGUAUGAGACACUGGCCAGACCACUGCUUCUGAGGGCCUUCGAAGGAUUCAGCACCUGCCUUUUUGCAUAUGGUCAAACAGGCAGUGGGAAGUCAUACACGAUGAUGGGAUUUGGAGAAGAAGCCGGCGUAAUCCCACGAUUCUGCCAGGAGCUUUUUUCUGAACUGGCUUCUAUGGAAAAUGAUGAGGUUAAAUGUCACGUGGAGAUGAGCUAUUUUGAAGUUUACAAUGAGAAGAUUCAUGAUCUGUUAGUUACCCGAGAUGAUCCUAACCAAAGGAGGAUGCCACUGAGAGUAAGGGAACAUCCAGUGCAUGGGCCCUACGUUGCUGAACUCUCUGCUAAUGUGGUGAGCUCUUACCAGGACAUUCAGGGUUGGCUGGAGCUCGGCAACAAACAAAGAGCCACAGCAGCCACUGGAAUGAAUGACAAGAGCUCCAGAUCUCACUCUGUUUUCACCCUGGUUAUGACCCAGACCAAGACUGAGUUUGUGGAAGGAGAGGAACACGACCACAACAUCACCAGCAGGAUCAACCUGGUGGACCUGGCAGGCAGUGAACGCUGUAACUCGGCCCAGACCAGUGGAGACAGACUGAGGGAAGGGGCAAGCAUAAACAAAUCCUUGUUAACACUGGGGAAGGUCAUCUCCGCCUUGUCAGAACAGGCUCUGAGCAGAAAGAAGGUCUUCAUUCCUUACAGAGAGUCGGUCCUCACAUGGCUAUUAAAAGAAAGUCUUGGUGGCAACUCCAAGACAGCCAUGAUUGCCACAUUGAGUCCAGCAGGCAGUAACGUAGAGGAAAGCCUGAGCACCCUACGCUACGCCCAGCAGGCCCGUACAAUAAUUAAUGUGGCUAAAGUCAACGAGGACACUAAUGCCAAGCUCAUCAGAGAGCUGAAGGCAGAGGUGGAGAAGCUGCGAGCGGCCCAAAUGAGUUCUCAGGGCAUUGAACCUGAGAGGGUGAGACUGUUUCAGCAGGAGAUUGUCGCCCUGAGGAACAGAAUCUGUCAGCAAGAGAGAGAAAUGGCUGAGGCCAACAAGGCUUGGAGAGAAAAACUGGAGCGAGCAGAAAUUCGCAAACGUGAAGAGACUAAAGAGUUGCAGAAAGCUGGUGUGACAUUUAAAGUGGACAACCGUCUUCCUAACCUGGUGAACUUGAAUGAGGAUCCUCAGCUGUCUGAGAUGUUACUAUACAUGAUCAAAGAAGGGCGAACAACUGUGGGUAAACUGAAAUCUGAUUGUAUCCAUGACAUUCAGCUGACAGGAGCGCUUAUUGCUGACCAACACUGUGUUAUAACCAACAUGCAAGGUACUGUCAGCAUCACUCCGAUGAAAAAUGCCAAGACCUUUGUCAAUGGUAACCUCAUCUCUGAAUCCAUGGUCCUUCACCAUGGCGACAGAGUGAUUCUGGGUGGAGACCACUACUUCCGCUUCAACCAUCCAGCCGAGGUCCAGUCAGGGAAGCGAGUGUCAUGCUGGACAGGUGCAGGCGAAGGACAAAAAGACUUUGAAUUUGCCAAAAAUGAAUUGCUUGCAGCUCAAAGAGCACAGCUGGAGGCAGAGAUUGAGGAGGCCCAUGUAAAGGCGAAGGAGGAGAUGAUGCAGGGAAUCCAGAUGGCCAAGGAGGUAGCCCAGAAGGAACUAUCUGACCAGAAGGCGCGUUAUGAGAGCAGGAUUCGAACCCUGGAGCAAGAGCUGAAUGAGGAGAAUGAACGGAAGCACCAACAGGAGUUGGACCAGCAGAGAGUGGCUAACCAGAAGGCAGAGCUGAAGAUGGCCAAGUUGGAGCUGGAACAGGAGGUGGACACUCAGAGGAAACGCCUUCGGCUGCACAUGGAGGCCCAGGCAAUGGAGGAUCAUCGCGUGUCUCAGGCAAAGAUUGUUGAGGCAUUGGAGGCAGAAAAGAGAAAGAUCAGUAAAGAGCUAGAAGAGAUGCAAAAGAAAAGAGCUUUAAGGGAAAAAGAAAAUUCCAGAAAUGCCUCUCCAAAGUGGGAUGCUAUGAAGCUGUCCUUGAUGAUUGAAGAAGCCAAUAAAAUCAGUGCUAAAUUGAAGAAAAACACAGUCUUCAGCAGACAUGAAAGCUCUGAAAACAAGAACCUGGACCAAAGUGGUGUACAGCAAGUACGGGUUCAAAACACGAAACUUGGAAUCUCCACAUUCUGGACUUUGGAAAAGUUUCAAAACAACAUGGCUGCCAUGAGAGAACUCGAACAGGGGGAUUCCACCUCUAAAGAUGACGAUGUGUUUUAUGACCCUGAUGAUGAGUGGGAGCAAGAUAUAUCGGCCUCCUCUGCUUCCACCUCCUCCUUCUCACGCCGAAGGAGCAGAAGCCUGUUGAAAAGCAGGAGGAUCUCAGGCCGCCUCUAUGAGAUCAGGGUCCAUCCAAUUCAAAGCCUGCAUAAUGGCUCCUCACAAUCUGCUGGGUUGAUGGGCGUGCCCAAACCCCCCUCUACCCACUCCAUCUCCUCAGACUCAGCCGUGCCUGGCAUUUGCAAGGAGCUGAUUGGCCAGUCAGUUGCCCAUCUGCGUGGUUGUAAUGGCUCAGAUGAGAGUUUGGCGGACAGGUUGGCCUCUCAUCUGCACCUGGUAUACACUGCAGUCCAGACCAUUUCUGACUUGUAUGAUGGCUUGGAUGAUGACAACCAGGAGAAUGUGUUUACGUGCAACUUGGUGGCCCAGACGCAACUAAUCAAGGCCACUGUUGCAAUAGAGAGUGCUGUGUUUGUUACCAUGCAGUGGUUGGCCAGCGUUAGACCCUCCUCCGGCCUACUCUACACCACUGCAGAGGAACUUAAAAGUCAAGUAAAGAAGAUGGGAGGAUUCUUUCAAUUGCUUAUUCAGGGUUGUGAAUCUGAGAUCACAUCGAUGGUGACGGAGGCACGGAGAAAGAGUAGUAAGUGCCUGAAUGAGGCACUGCUUGCUCUUUGCCACCUGGCGGCAGUGACUGGCAUGCCGCUGAAUGUUAUGGAGUUAGGCGCCCAGGCCACAGGCAAGCCAUCAGUUGUCACGGCUCUGUUGAAGGGGACAUAUAAGGGGGUUUGUUCUCUCUUAGAGGAGAGCCUCACCAUCACAAGGGAGAUGCUGAGAGAGGCUCAGCUGGCUUAUCCCAGGAACCCAGUCCUGCAGAGCCUCAAAUCGAAGGCACUUGACUUGUCCCGUGCUCUGCAGAGCUACAUGCAUUACCAUUUUACGGAGAGACAGACGGACCCAGAGGAGUUGGAGGAGGGGGAGACAGAGGAGGUUUCAGCUUCCCAUCUACAGAGACUGAGGACUACAGUGACCAAGCUGUUCCAGUUGAACCAGGCUAUUGGACAGUUGCAUUCCUCCCUGUCCACCGCUUUGCGAGGAAAAGAUAGAAACUUCAACCUCAGCAGCUGCAGAGACACGAUCUCUUCUACUGCCAAGACUGUUGAUGAGCUGAUUAUUGUCCUGUCCAGAGAAGGAGACCUGAUGCCGUCUGCCUCAUCCGACCCUAAGCCUUUCUUGGCUGUACAUGAGGAGCUCCACUCUGCCCUGCAGUCUUUAUCCUCCUCCUGGUACCAAGAGGAGGCAGAGGAGACCUGGACCUCUGCUGCCUCUGACAGGAGCACAGAAGAGGAAAGCUUACAGAAAAAUAGUUCUACCACUCAUACUGUUGUUAGAAAUCGAAUUGUGAGCAAGAUUGUGUACACUCUGCCCCCAGGUGUGACAUCCAGCGGCAGCGCACACUGGGUGUAGUUUGUCCUUGUACUAUAUGCUGUUGUUUGUAAUAUGCUUUGAGUGACUGUAUAUAUAAGCAUCUCAUAUGGAGAAAACUGUAACUGCUGAUAGUAACAAGUGGGUCACUGGUGUUUUUGGUACACUCCAUUAUCACUAAUAUCGCAUCAAAUGCACAAAACAUUGCUUUGUCUAUAAAAACACAGUCAACUGUCAACUACACAUUUGCAAUGUAUGUAACUUUAUCAUCAUUUCAUUUUUAUUCUGUUUUUCAGGUACUUUCUAAAGAUGGGUAAUAAGCUAAAACUCUGCUUUUAAAUUUUAGGAUGUGAAAUCAUCCAAAUUUGUUGAGUUUAAACUCAUGUAUUAUAAUUGACUGUAGCUGGAGCACAUACUUCUGCGCCUGCUGUUUUUAAUUUUGCUACCAGGAUUUACUAAAUCAUUCCAUACUGUAUGAUUUAUUGAUUGGUAAUGAAGCAGCUAAAUAUGCAGCAGGUAAGGUGUAAGAAAAAGCCCUUAUGCUUUGAUGUAAAUGUCCUUUGGAAUACCAUGAAUAUUCACUUUUCUUUGCAUAAAAGCUCAGUCUUGCGCCUUUUAUAACUAUUUGCACUAUGAAGAGACUUACAUCUUUAAUGAGUCUUAUACACGCCUAAGUUGAUGACAUGUAAGACCCUUUGUAUCACAUUUGUCAAAAUAUUUUGUACUGCAACAAAUAAAUACAACUUCA